AAAUUUUCGCAAAUUUAUGCAGAAAAAUUGAACGCAUAUAAUAAUAAGCUAGUGCAGUGCAUUCUCAUAGCAAAGAAAUUACGCCCGAGUGAAGAAAAACAGAAGAGUCGCGUUGCAAGCGAGCAUCCCACAGUUCUAUUUACGUUUUGUUUAUCAACAUGGAAUCUGGCAGCAGUUCGAGCUCGACGUCGGGCAGCAGCUCAUCAAGUGGCUCAUCCAGCUGCACCGAUACGGGCAGCUCGUCGGACACCGACUCGAGCAGUUCGGCAGUCGCCGGUCCCGAGGAAAAGCCACAGCCUGCAAAGACACAACCAGCCGCUGUGCGUCGCAAGGCGACAGUGACGCCGGCAGAGAGUGAGAAGCCGAAAACGGCGGGCAACCACAGCACUCUGAGCUCUGCCUCCAGCAAGGUGCGCUCUGUGGUGGCGGCCAGCAAUCAGCGCAAUGGUGCACUAUCCAGCGACGAUGAUGACGACGACGAUGAGCCGCCAGCGAAGAAGAAUCCACGCACCAUGAGCAACAACGUGGCAUCAGCGGCCGCCCGCCGCAAACCGUCUACAGGAGCGCCGGCCAAGCAGGCAGCGAGCGGAGCAGCCGGUAGCAGCAAAGCGCCGCAGACAGCCAAAGCCACGGCCCAAUCGCAGCGCAAUGGGGACAACAAGCGACCGUCAUUAAGCUCCUCCUCCAUGAGCACGGAUGACUCGCACAAGGAUGUAAAAAACGGACGCAAAGUGCCGCUCAAGCUGGCCAGCACUGCGACCGCUGUGCGGGCCAAGCAAAUACGCGCCAAGGCGCUGCAGGCCAAAACGAAUAGCGCCAGUAACAGCAACAACAAGAACGGACCGACUGCAGCUGCAGCUGCUGCUGCAGCCAGGCGCGGAAAGAGCCGCAGCAGUGAUGGCAGCGAUGAUUCGGAUAGUGGCUCAGGCUCAGAGACCAGCUCCAUUAGCGAGUCGGAAGGCACGGACUCAACCAACUCGUACAGCUCUCAGCCGGCGACGGGCAAAUCGAAUGCCAAGGGCAAGCGCGUUGCUGCUGGAGCCGGCGACAGCGAGGAGGAGCGCAAGGAUAAGGCGAAUCCCAUGCGCAAGCUGACGCGUUCGCUGAGCAUGCGCCGCUCCAAGCAGCAGCAGCUGAAGCCGGGCAGCGAGAGCGAAUCUGAUGCGGAUCUCGAUCAGGAGGACGACAAGCAGCGUGUGCUCUCCAAGAGUCCGGCCAAAAAGCCGCCCACAGCCCACAUCGGACUAAACAGCAAAUGCAAGGUGAAGAAGGAGAUGAACUCAAUGAAGUCGCGACCCGUCUCGCCGGCCGUUCAGCUGGAGAAGAAGUGCCCCAUCGAGGGCUGUGAUUCGUCUGGCCAUUUGAGCGGCAAUUUGGAUCGCCACUUCCUGCCCGAGGCCUGCCCCAUCUUCCACAACAUGUCCGCCUCGGAGUGCAAGGAGCGCGCAAACGAACGCAAGUUGCGCAACGAGAUGCGCCUCAAGAUGCCCAUCAACAUUGUCAGCGCGCCGGGCAAUCAGAACAACAAUCUCAAGUCCCUGACGCCCGAGCAACGUGAGUUCCUGGCCAAAAUACGCGAAUCACGCGCCAAUUUCCGGCCCAUGAGUAACUCCUUCUUGAACGACAAGGUGAAGAUAGAAAAAGACUGCACGGACGAAGAUCGUGAACCAAAUCUCGCUGGCCUGGUGCCCGACUACGAUUUGCAGCUGUUUCGCGAGGCCCAGGCUCUGGCUUCCGAGCGCAUUGAGGACGAGCUCAAAGAUCUGCCCGUUGGCAAGGGCAUCAAAUACAUCAGCAUGGGCAAAUACAAAAUGAAGGUGUGGUAUCAGUCGCCCUAUCCAGAUGACGCCGCCCGCCUGCCCAAAAUGUACAUCUGUGAGUUCUGCCUGCGCUAUCAGAAAUCCGAGACGGGCAUCAAGCGACACGCCCAGAAAUGCGUCUGGCGGCAUCCACCCGGCGACGAGAUCUAUCGCAAGGGCAAACUCCAGGUGUGGCAGGUGGAUGGCAAACGGUAUAAGCAAUACUGCCAACACCUGUGUCUGCUGGCCAAGUUCUUCCUCGACCACAAGACGCUCUACUAUGACGUGGAGCCGUUUCUCUUUUACAUCAUGACACUGGCAGAUGUCGAUGGAUGUCACAUUGUGGGCUACUUCAGCAAGCAUAUUCCCUUUCUGCAGGAGAAGAACUCAUUUUAUAACGUCUCCUGCAUUCUGACUCUGCCUCCAUAUCAGCGCAAGGGCUACGGCAGGCUGCUCAUUGAUUUCAGCUAUCUGCUAACCCGCGUCGAAGGAAAAAUUGGUUCGCCGGAGAAGCCGCUCUCGGACCUGGGUCUCAUAUCAUAUCGCUCAUAUUGGAAGGAUGUGCUUUUGGACUAUCUCUGCAAUCGUUCCGGCAAUACGAUAUGCAUCAAAGAUGUUUCUCAGGAAAUGGCCAUCUAUUCGUAUGAUAUUGUGAGCACACUCCAGGCUCUGGGCAUGAUGAAGUACUGGAAAGGCAAGCAUAUAGUGCUCAAAAAGCAGGAUGUCCUGGAUGAGUAUGAGGAGCGAGUGAAGCGCCGGGGUACGUUUCCCAAAAUCGACGACUCCUGCCUGCGCUGGCAGCCCUUUAUACCGGCUCAGCCGAGCGCCUCACCUUAACCACGUGGUUGGAAGCACGCCCAGGUGUGCUUGGCGGACUCUUCGUAAAUCUGUAUUUUCAUAGAGAUUCAUUAUAAUUUGUGUAUAUUGCUUAAGGCCUCAAGUAUUGUUGUAUUUGUUGGUAGCUAAUUAAUAAUU
Messenger RNA from Drosophila arizonae, 2774 nucleotides. RefSeq names its product lysine acetyltransferase chameau (gene chm). Lineage: Eukaryota; Metazoa; Arthropoda; Insecta; Diptera; Drosophilidae. Gene Ontology annotation, molecular function: chromatin binding; transcription coregulator activity; histone H3 acetyltransferase activity. The record is from RefSeq and is a predicted model, not a curated record. Gene Ontology annotation, cellular component: chromatin; histone H3-K14 acetyltransferase complex; nucleus. Gene Ontology annotation, biological process: regulation of transcription by RNA polymerase II.